GGGGACGCUGUUGCUUUAAGAGUGCCAGUGAAAGAGGGGCCACUGGAAACCGCUCAGCGGCAGCGGGGAUGGGGACACGCAGCCGGCUAGGCGAGUGAAGGGGGAGCCGCGGUGGGCGCCCUGCCCCCGACGUGGCUGACCGGCAGGGCAUCGGCGGGGACGGGCUGGCACCCGGCCAUCGCCGAGGCGCAGGGUGACGGGGCCGGGGGAAGGACAGAGCGUGAGAGGGAGACGGGCGGUUCUUCCCGGACUCCGGUCGGCAGGAGGGUGGCGAUGGUUAGAUCCGGGGACGCUCCCCGCUUGUGUGCCGCUAGCCUCCGGGUGCCAGGGAAGGGGGCGUUUCUAAACCCACCCGAGCAGCGAGGGGGCAGGUGAGCGCGUAGGGGACAGAGGAGAGGGGAUCUUGGCGGAUUCAGCUCAGUCGGGGAUGACGCCGCACGUGCCCUGAAAGUGCCGUGAGGAGACGGGGCGGCUGACAACCUGUUGGGGCCGGGGCUGGCGGAAGAGGAUCGGUUGCUGUCCGAGAACUUGGAGGGGGCCGAAUCGGCUGUCCCCGUCGCUCUUAAGAAGGCCACCGAGAGGGUCGUGCCGAGGUGGAUUCGGACUCCGAUCCCCGGUCGCUCCCCCUCCGAGGAGAUGGAGAACGGAAGAUUAUCUGGUCCGGAGCAGGAGCUGAUCCGGGAGAGCUGGCGGAGCGUGAACAGUAACCCCCUGGAGCACGGCAUGAUUCUGUUUACCAGGUUGUUUGAUCUGGAGCCAGACCUGCUGCCCCUGUUCCAGUACAACUGCAGACAGUUCUCCAGCCCCCGGGACUGCCUCGCCUCCCCCGAGUUCCUGGAUCACAUCCGAAAGGUCAUGCUGGUCAUCGACGCUGCCGUGAUCCACCUGGAUGACUUGUCUUCUCUGGAGGAAUAUCUCACCAACCUGGGCAGGAAGCACAAGGCCAUCGGGGUCAAGCUCAGCUCCUUUUCGACGGUGGGCGAGUCCCUGCUGUUCAUGCUGGAGAAAUGCCUGGGCCCCGCCUUCAGCCCUGCCACACGGGAGGCCUGGACCCGGCUCUACGCGGCCGUGGUGCAUGCCAUGAGUCGUGGCUGGGGCGGGGAGUAGAACCCAGCACCCCCUCUCCCCCAGCUUCCCCAGCUCUGCUCUCAGCCCCACACACCCCGCCUCAGUUGGAUGUGCCUCCCCAUCCUUCCUAGGAUAGACCACCCUGGGUUCCCUUCCCCCACCACCCCCAACCUUUGCCAUGAAUGCCUCCAUCAAAGGGGCUCUAGCCGACACCACCACUCCCCUUCUCCUAUGUCCCUCCUAUCCUGGCCUGCCAUGCACCUAAGGCUGCACAGACCCAAAGCAGGAGAUGGGUGGAGGAGAAGUGCAUUCUCCUCCAAGGAGGGAGGUCUGGGGCUGUGCCGCUCAGCUCCCCGUUAGGUCCUGGCCGGAUCGCUCGGGUUUAGGCCCUCUCUCGGUCUGCGCUGAAGCUCAGUGAUAGCUGCUGCCUUUAAUUUCUGACCCGGGGGGAGCGGGGGAUACUCAGACACGAAUCAGAACCAGAGAGAUGGGACCAGGCCUGAGGGUGGGGAACGGGGCCACCCCGGGCAGUCCCUAGAUCAGGAAGAUCCCUGACCCCCAUCCAGGGCAUUCAUUUAUGGUGCCCCUCACCACCACCACACCACCACCUCCUCCUCCUCCUCGAGCUUUUUACCCUUUCUUGUCAUUCCUUUUUCGCUCUUCCUUCCUUCUUCAGGGGCAGGAAGCACCAGCCCUGACUUAUGCUCCUGCUUGGCCUGGAAUAGGGCUUAUAAGGGAGGUUUCCACAGAGAAUGAGGGGGAGCCCCCAUCAGCCUCUCUGCCCAUCCUCCUGUCUCAGCUGCUGCAGAUGCAACAGGGACAAAGGGAAUGGCCCCUCUGGCGCAGGGAGAAGGGAAGGGAGACUCUGCCUGCAGGCCAUGAAUGGGAACUUGGGGGUGGUGGGGAGUGCCAGUUUUCCUGCCCGCCCUUGAGCCGGCAUCCCCAUCCCUCCUCCUGCCACCAUAGCUUUGACGUCUGCUGUGUGCCAUGGUCGCAUCAACCCUCUGCCAAAUAAAGCAGCUCUCUGUGUGCACCUCA
Ornithorhynchus anatinus (platypus) is the source of this 2106-nucleotide messenger RNA. It is a transcript of the gene NGB, whose product is annotated as neuroglobin. Gene Ontology annotation, molecular function: oxygen binding; heme binding. The record is from RefSeq and is a predicted model, not a curated record. The transcript is spliced from 4 exons. Lineage: Eukaryota; Metazoa; Chordata; Mammalia; Monotremata; Ornithorhynchidae. Bases 637 to 1107 code for a protein of 156 amino acids.